Messenger RNA from Talaromyces rugulosus, 1896 nucleotides. RefSeq lists its product as uncharacterized. The transcript is spliced from 3 exons. Gene Ontology annotation, cellular component: intracellular membrane-bounded organelle; cytosol. Gene Ontology annotation, biological process: glycerophospholipid catabolic process. Bases 1 to 1896 code for a protein of 631 amino acids. The record is from RefSeq and is a predicted model, not a curated record. NCBI's taxonomy places the organism in Eukaryota, Fungi, Ascomycota, Eurotiomycetes, Eurotiales, Trichocomaceae. Gene Ontology annotation, molecular function: A2-type glycerophospholipase activity.
AUGCGCCCUCCCAGCUCUGUCACUCUUGUGACCGGCCUCCUUUCUGCUGCCUCGGCCGACAUCAUCCCUCGCGCCCUGCCCAAUGCCCCCAAUGGCUACGCCCCAGCCAACGUCUCAUGCCCCCAGAACCGACCGACCAUUCGCAGCGCCGCGACGCUCUCGCACAACGAGUCGUCAUGGCUGGAUCUGCGCCGUAACAAUACCGUGCAGGCCAUGAAGGACUUUUUCGGCCAUGCCACGAUCGACAACUUUGACGCUGUGAGCUACAUCAAUAGAAUCGCCGAUAAUGUUACUAGCCUGCCCAACAUCGGCAUUGCUGUGUCUGGCGGCGGCUAUCGCGCCAUGCUGAGCGGUGCCGGUGCUAUCAAGGCGUUUGAUAGCCGUACGGAGAACAGCACUGGUGCCGGCCAGUUGGGUGGUCUGUUGCAGAGUGCUACGUAUAUUUCUGGUCUGAGUGGGGGCAGUUGGUUGAUGGCCUCGAUUUUCAUCAACAAUUUUACGACUAUAAGUACCUUGCAGGGCGAUGGCGAAGGAGAGGCAUGGCAGCUCGAAAAUUCGAUCCUCAAGGGCCCUGAUGAGGGCGGCUUCCAGUUGCUGGACAGCGCCGAUUACUACAAGACCAUUGCCGAGCAGGUCAACGCCAAGUCGGACGCCGGCUAUGAUAUUACCAUUACAGAUAUCUGGGCACGAAUGCUCUCGUUCCAGUUCAUCAACGCCACAGACGGCGGCCCUAACUAUACCUGGUCGUCCAUCGCGCUCGACCCCAACUUUGCCAAGGGAAACACCCCCAUGCCGCUGGUUGUCGCGGACUUGCGUAACCCCGGCGAGACCAUUCUCGGCAGCAACUCGACUGUCCUCGAAUUCAGCCCGUUUGAGUUUGGCUCGUGGGAUCCGACUGUCUAUGCCUUUGCGCCUCUGCAGUACCUGGGUUCGCCAUUCAGCGGCGGUGUCGUGCCGGCUAACGAGCCAUGCGUUCGCGGUUUUGAUAAUGCCGGAUAUGUGUUUGGUACAUCGUCGACUCUAUUCAACCAGUUCAUCACUUACUUCAACACUUCCUCCGUACCCAGCGUUAUCAGUAACCUGCUCGAAGACGUGGCACACAAGGUUGGAAAGGACAACGAAGACAUUGCCGAAUACAGGAACCCGUUUUACAACUACACCCACAAUGAUGCUCUCUUCUCGAAGUCGCGCCAGCUGAGCGUCGUCGACGGCGGCGAGGACCUGCAAAACGUACCCCUCUACCCACUCAUCCAGCCCGAGCGCAAAGUCGACGUGAUCUUCGCCGUCGACUCCUCUGCUGACACCCAAUACUCGUGGCCCAACGGCACCAGUCUGAUGUACACGUACCAGCGCAGCCUCAACUGGACGGGCAUUGGCAACGGCACUGCGUUCCCAGCCGUGCCCGACCAAAACACUUUUAUCAACUUGGGCCUCAACACGCACCCAACUUUUUUCGGAUGCAACAGCUCCAACGCCACUGGACCCAUGCCCAUUGUCGUCUACCUGCCGAAUUACCCGUAUGUCACCAACUCCAACACCUCGACCUUUGACCUCGAAUACAACAACACGCAGCGUGAUGCCAUGAUUCUCAACUCGUACGACAUGGUGACCAUGGCCAACGGCACGCGCGACAAGAACUGGCCUGCCUGCGUCAGCUGCGCCAUACUCAGCCGUUCGUUUGAGAGAACGAACACGAAGGUGCCGGAUAUCUGCAAUUCUUGUUUCAGUACGUACUGCUGGAACGGCACUGUCAAUAGCACGGCCCCCGGUACCUACGAGCCGACCUUUGACCUGUCGCCGCUCAGUUUGUCGGGCGCUGCGGGGACGUUGAUGUCGCCAGGCGCGGGCCUUUUGGUCGCGGCGGCUGGUCUGGCUACGACGCUGUUGAUGCUGUAG